GCAGGCGCAAAAACGAAGGCAGUUUUCUGUUUGCCAAUAAUUUAUUUUCGUUCCGUCGUCGGGUGUGGUGCGUGCGGCCGCGGUGGUUGCAAAUUUUGCGUUUUCGGUCCAGCUUUUAUUUUGGGCACAUUUUGAGUUAAACUUUUCACAAAACUUUGAAAUUUAAGUCGCAAUCGCGAGAAACUCGAAAGGGGCAGGUGCUGGCGGGAUCAUGUGCAAAGCUGAUGGUCACCGUGAUACGGAACAAAUUUGUGUCCGCCGGAGUAAAUAGAGGAAAAAGUGUGCGCUCAUCUCAACACGUCCAGUAAUUACAACACCAACAGCAACGCCUGUAUCGGCGUCAAUAGGCAGACAAACGCGCAGAGGUAGAGUCCCCAAAUCCCAAAAUGGAGGAGAAUGUCAUCAGCAUGUUUAUGGACGUGAAGCUGGACAUCCGAGAGCGGAAGCUGGAGUUCUCUCACCUCAAGUCCUGGACGCGAUACUUUGUGCGCGUGGAGGCGGUCAAGUGCUUUCCGUGCUACAUGAAAAUCUCAUUCUUCAAGUCCGCCACGGACGAAUCCACCGAUCUGAUCGUGCGCAUCAACAUCCCGGGACUGACGGUGCAGAUGGCCACCUCCCGAACGCGGGCCCACUCGUACGGUCUGUUUUGGAAGCACAACCGGAAGCGGUGCUGCGCGUACUUUGCGCUCGCGUCCCAGCUACUCUGCGAACGGCACCUGCGCUGGAUGAAGAAGUCGAUCCGGAAUCUGGAGCUGUACCGUCAGGAAAUUCUACAACUGCGGCGUGCCAGCCGGACACCGAUGCACGAGAUCCGCCAGGAGAUGCACCCGGGAGAUAACGACGAGCUUUUGGUGUACCAGAAUCUGGAACUGACGCAGGACAUGACGACGACGACGGAUACGCUGCCAGACAAGUUGGGACCGUUACCAAAUGUGCCGCCUGCGGCGACGGAGCAGGAGGUCUUUUUGCGGCGGAUUAGCGGGGUGUCUGGGAUUUACGAGGAGAUAUUCGACCCGGCCCGAGCGUCCGGAGUAUUUCGACCGAGAGCGUCCGUCGUGUCGGGGAUCUACGAGGAGAUGAAACUUACCGAUAUUAGGGAGCAGCAUGAGAGGAGUGCGGACGAGCUGGCGGUGGAUGGGGAGGACGAGGCACCGCCGCUGCCGCCCCGGCCACGAUCCCACACGAACGAGUUUGAGCUGCAGCGUUCGUUCACCUCGCCCGAGUCGGACUACCUGAAGAAGAAGAAGCACUGGCAGCUGUUUGAGACGAUGUUUGGACGGCGGCGCACCAACAGCGGAUCGUCCGGUACGGGGGUGAAGACGACGAAGGUGCCGGCGACGGAGGUCAAGAAGCCAGACCAGAAGGUUGUGUACCGGGACAAGGUGGCGCGGUUACGGUUUUCGGAAAACAAGAGAAACAGUUUUUCCAGUCCGGAUUUGAGUGCGUUGAAGGUGGAUGAAGGUGGAAGUGCGGCGACGUCCGGUGAUAAUCUGUCCGACGAGGGUUCGUGCAGUUCGGAGUUUUACGUGCAGCGUGACGUGGAGGACUACAUCGAGGAGGACUGCUAUUUGUCGACGGAGUUGCUGCCCGGGUCGAGAUGUCCGUCGAUCGAGGAAUCUCUGGCGAAUCUGUUGAUCAACGGGGAGGACGGAGGUGACGAUAGCAGGUUCGGUGGAGGACCGCUUAACGUUUCGGAGAAGGUUGUUCCUAAUUUGAACGGAUCCUGCAACUCGUCGACGGUCAAUCUGGUAGCGUUCAGCUGUUCGAUGGCGGAACCGGUUCCGGUUGAGGCGACUGAGGGUUACUGCGAAAUGGGUGCACCUGGAACGGGAUUCAAUCGGCUCAAGCUGCAGGAUGUCGAGUUGAGAAAGCCGCUUGAAAUCGUAGAAUCGAUCUACAUGGACAUGGACGGCAAACCUGGCGCUAGCGAGGAGGCGAGUCGAUCCAGUUCUACGAGCAGCGGCGUCAGCAGCAUGUACAGCAACACCAGCAGCGUGUGCAGUUCCGGCAAGCAGCGUAACUCGAUAGACGACAAAAUUCCCUCGUAUUACCCGAACGAAGACUUCCGAACGCCCAAGAAGGUCGAAAGCCACGUCCCGCGUAAAAGCCCAAAGCCCAAGGAAAGCCCUAGCAACAGCAUCAAAAGAUCAUCCUCUCAACGCAAGCAUCACGUCCCGCCGGGAAUCUCCACGAUGCCGCGUGCCUGCAAAUCAGCCCAAAAACCCUCCUCAAGCCGGUCUAAACUGAGCGCCCGAAGCGCGAGUUCCGAACGGUGCGCAGUCCCAACCCCACAACAACUUGACACAUCGCCCACGAAAAAUAUCGAAAACAGCCCACCGGAAAAGAUGCUGCUGUUCCACAACCAAAAGUAUGCCACAAUCGCACGCAGCAACUCGCCCUCUUCUUCGAGCAGCAAGUACGCGGAGAAAAAUUCCUCCUCCAAAAAAGCUGCCCCCGAGGCGACCUCAAUCAUCGGGACGAGUCGACGCUUUGGAUCGCUGCCACGGUUCGCCAAGUUUGAUCUGUCUCCGCUGCGGCUCAAAAUCAACAGCGUGCUGCAGCGGCACAACUCGGAGAACUUGUGAGGACACAAAAACACACGCUGCAAUAUCUCUUCGACACUAGAAUUAGUCAAACCACUGUUGCUCAAUUCUUAAGCUUAGCUAGAAGGUAUUAUUGAAAAUCUCAAUUUUCGGCUUCCAAAUUUAGCGAUUAAGAAAUGUCUUUUUUUGCGGUUGACAAAGAGCUGAUUGUUGAAAUCAUGUUUAAAAAAUUGCCAUUAUUUGUUACGCUCUAAAAGAAAAAAAUCGUCGUUUUUGCUUAGCUCAGCUUGUUGCCUUUCUAAAAAGCUUUCGAUUUAUGAAUCACUAUACGCGUGCACUCUGUGCUAUCAAAUUAGUUAGUCUGUAAUUUUGUUAUUGCUUUAGAUGUGACGCACGAGUGUGAUUAUCCUGUUUAGGAAAGAGUAAUGAAACGCACAACUUAUUCAGAAGAAAAAACAUACGCACACAAGGUACAACACUUUUCGCUAUCCAACGAAACUGAACCAUCCUGAACUAAAAAAAAAACAAAUCUCGGCUGGAAUCUCAAUUACUUAAGCCUUUGCAUGAAACAUAGAUUGUAGAAAACGUAUCGAAUAGAACGCACUCGAAAAUAUAUCAAGAUUCUCGAACAUUUUAAAAGUUAGUAAAAGAUUAUCUAGAAACAUCAUCACCGAAACGGUCGUGGGAUAAC
Molecule: messenger RNA, 3234 nt
Organism: Culex pipiens pallens (northern house mosquito)
Lineage: Eukaryota; Metazoa; Arthropoda; Insecta; Diptera; Culicidae
Exons: 3
Coding region: 387-2585 (732 amino acids)
Source: RefSeq, a predicted model, not a curated record